AUGAACGCACGGACAGCUAGCCCCAGCCAAUCAAUAUGGCGAGACCUAGAUGAGAAUACCUUCCGUACCCAUCUCAUCAACCUCGAAGAGCGUACGAACGCCGUUCCUGUAGAUCCACAGCUCUUUCUUCUGCCCACUGAUACCGACAGCGGCAGAAAAUUCUCAAUCGAUGACGAACAGAAGCUUGCAGACGCAUUUGCGUUUUUGGUGGCCGUAGAGCAAGGGGCACAGAGCGUUGCGGCAGUUUGUCUGGAAGAGAAUUUGGAAGAACAAUCACUUGUCGUAUGUUUUGCUGCUAUAGACACAAUCGAUGAAUAUUUGCAGGAGUCCCUAGGAAAGAUUUGCGGAACGCUGGCCGUGUAUUCUAAAAGUGGUCACGGGUCAAACGACGAUGAACUAUUUGAAUUAAUUAUACGGUUGCAUCACCGCCGUAUUCUUGGGCGCCUACGUUCCUCAAAGUGGGAGAAGCCAACGUAUCUCUCUCGGACACAUAAAAAGCCUCUCUGGGAGGACUUCAGAAACCUCCUGCAUCGUGUUCAGUUCCUCUACACAAAGAAAGAGAAAUCACAACGGAAGGUUGUGGAAACGGAGAUAGAAUACCUCGCAAAACUCUACGAAUGCUUCGAAACGGUACCUGCACAAUCUGAUGAUGAAGUCUCCUCUAUUGAAAGCCUUGUCAAAGCAAGCUAUGGACUAUGUACUUCAAACUCGAUAAAAGACUAUGCCCACCGUUUAGAAACGGUCGGGCCAACUCCUCAGCUGCAGUCCGCCGUCAAGACAUUGAGGCAAAUCGAGAAGAUCGCAGCCUACUACCGUGUCGCACAAACUCUCUUACGGGCCUCUCAACAAUAUCCGUACUACUUCCAACAUCUCGAGCUAAAAUAUUUGCCACCGUACGCAGGGAUACCGACGGAUAUCGGGUAUGAGGAGUGGGCAAAGACCUGUCACGUUCAUGCUGAGGUACAGUUGGUUGUAUACUAUGACUUGCGGCAAAAAGGGAUGCCUGUAGGGAAUCUACUUCCUAGAGUCAUUGGAACUAGCAAGUAUCUUUGCUAUCUCUGUUACCUUUUUUUAAAAUCUCAUGGAUGCUACCCCCCAGCGAACACGCAUGGCCGCCUAUAUGACCAAUGGACAAUCCCAGACCUCCUUGAUAUGGAAGACGGCAUAAGACGAAAGUAUAGGGAAAUAGUGCGCUUGAUGGAUGAAGAGGUAGCGGAGAAGGCGACCGAAAAACCACAAUGGAGGUCGGAGCCGAUGACAAGUCGAGAGAACCUACUUGAUGCAAUAGAGGAUAACAAGUCUAUUGCAUUGUGGCGGAGGGCAACAAAGUCCAACUCUUCGACUAGUCUAGAAUUCUAG
Molecule: messenger RNA, 1359 nt
Organism: Orbilia oligospora ATCC 24927
Lineage: Eukaryota; Fungi; Ascomycota; Orbiliomycetes; Orbiliales; Orbiliaceae
Exons: 1
Coding region: 1-1359 (452 amino acids)
Source: RefSeq, a predicted model, not a curated record